Ylistrum balloti is the source of this 2184-nucleotide messenger RNA. RefSeq lists its product as uncharacterized. The transcript has a single exon. Gene Ontology annotation, biological process: cell surface receptor signaling pathway; G protein-coupled receptor signaling pathway. The record is from RefSeq and is a predicted model, not a curated record. Gene Ontology annotation, cellular component: membrane. Gene Ontology annotation, molecular function: G protein-coupled receptor activity. The coding region runs from base 1 to 2184 and encodes 727 amino acids. NCBI's taxonomy places the organism in Eukaryota, Metazoa, Mollusca, Bivalvia, Pectinida, Pectinidae.
AUGGCAUCCGUGUUGUUUGUGUGGCCAUUUCUAAUACUACCGUGUCUCAGAUGCCAGUAUUUGGUUGAUAAUUCAAAUUUAGAGUGGAGUUUGGGGAGUCAAAAAUGUCAAAACAGCUGGACCUGUGCUGAUAACGCGAGCGACGUGACAAAUCUGUGCGCGUGUGAUGACGCGUGUAAUAUCUACGACGACUGUUGCUUGGAUGGUAACAGUGAUAUCGGUUUUCAACAUAACUAUUUAUCAUGUAAAUAUGUGCCGGAAAUUAAAGAAAAGGCUUACUUAUACAUCAUAGAAAAUUGUCCUGAUGUUAACAAUAACGACCAGUUGAAGAUGUUGUGUGAAAAUGGAACAUUUAGUGACGACAUCACGAUUCGAACCCCGGUCUCUGGUGUUAAAACCGGGUUCCUAUAUCGGAACAUGUACUGCGCUAUGUGUCACCGUGAAGAUUAUACGACAUGGAGAUCGGGAAUCGACUGUAAUUGGAAAGUAGACAAUUAUGGAAGAAAUUAUUCUUUUGUUGAUCUCCGAAACGACUCCAACUGUAGAAUUAUUUUCGAACCGCCGCCAUCUUUUGUAGAUUUGGAACCUAGAGAAUGCCUCCCUGUCAUUGACAAGUGUGAAGGGAAGUCUAACGACAGAUGCCGAACAGAAAGCAGGGCUCUUGUGUUUGGUAAUGCAAUAUAUAAAAAUAUAUAUUGUGCGGGAUGUAAUGGUGAAGUUCUGGCGAACCUGUCUUGUGAUCCUUUUAGUGUAAAAAUCUUCCCGAAAGCCCCUAACAAGCGGAAGCCCAUAAAUUACAGUUACCGAUUGCUGGUCGACCUGCAUGCAUUGACAAGUAUUAGUGUGUCUUCAGCCCGAAGAGGUGCCGUCAGAGAGAACCGGCAUGACAUAUCGAGCCUUUGUGUCGAACCCUCGGUAUUUGACCCUUUGGCUGAAAUAUGCCGGCAAGUACUUUGCGUUUCACCAUUUAUAUAUAAAGACAAAAAGUGCAAGCUAACAUCGACAUCAUAUGUAAUUAACCCAAAACCAGCAGCGGAUGACGAAGUCCACCUUACCUGUCCAUUUUUACGUCUCAACCAAAGUGAAUACAAAAUCAUCAACACUGAUCAAGUGUUUAUUUUAUCAUCUGGGUCUAUUUACAGUAAGAACGAGUCUUACAUAGGCGAUGGGUUCGUGUUGGUAUGUGUCCAGGAACCAGCGAAUGAAACCGGUGGGCCGGACACCGUCGGUGUAACAUUGCUCUUUACAAGUACGGAGAGCAUUCUAUCGGUUGUGUGUCAGUGUUUAUCAAUCUUGGCCCUGUGUCUCGGAUUGAUAAUAUACGCCUGCUUUCCCAAAUUGCAAAAUAUCCCUGGUAAGAACUUGAUCUGUUUGAUGGCUAGUCUUCUCGCCGCACAGAUGCUCUUCAUCUCGGCUCCAAUAGCAAUUGAUAUUGUCCAUCUGUGUACUCUCCUUGCAAUAGUAAUGCAUUAUACAUACCUAGCCGCAUUUUUUUGGAUGAACAUUAUGGCAGUAGAUAUAUUCUUAACAUUUUCAAGGAGUUUUGCGAAGUCAAGAACUGAUAAUUUGAAUCAUUUCGUUUCGUAUUCUUUAUAUUGCUGGCUGACACCUGCUGUUAUCGUUUGUGUUGCAAUGAUAUUUGAUUUCACGCCUAUCGAAACAGACUCUAAACCUAAGUAUGGCGUGGUCGUCUGCUGGAUUUCCAACAGUUACGCAUUGUUGUAUUUUUUCUUAGUCCCCUUACUUGUCCUGGUCUCCGUGAACAUGGUGUUGUUCCUUUUCACGGCCAGGGCCAUAUAUGUAUCCGACAAAAGUACAUCAAGUAUUCUCAAAAAGCAACAAACAUGUAAGUUACUCAUAUAUCUGAAGUUGUCGACUGUCAUGGGUUUCACGUGGGCUUUCGCAUGUGUCGCCACUUUCACAAAUUUGCCGCCAUUUUGGUAUUUGUUUAUAAUUUUCAAUGCUUUACAGGGCGUUCUCAUUUUUCUGUCCUUCGUAUGUUCCAAAAAAGUUAUUCGUCUUCUGAAAUUGGCUUGGCCUGUCUGUUGUCUUCGGUUCUGUCCGGCGAAAUAUAACACAAGUACACAGAGCUCGAGUGACACAUCGUCCAGGUCAAACAAAACCUUGAUGUCCGUCAUCUCAUUUAAGUCUAACAAUAGUGAGAACGGUGAGACUGCCUGUUAG